Messenger RNA from Pocillopora meandrina, 8165 nucleotides. The record is from the annotation of a GenBank genome assembly. NCBI's taxonomy places the organism in Eukaryota, Metazoa, Cnidaria, Anthozoa, Scleractinia, Pocilloporidae.
AUGCAAGACUUAGAAAGUGAGAGCAGUGAUGAUGACAUGCCAUUGAUGGAGCGUUUAAGCCAGUCUUUAAGGAGUCAUGGGGAAUUGAGCUCAUUUGUAAAUAAAAGAAAGGCACCAGAGCAGGCCAAGGAGUCCACGCCUCAAGGAGACAAAAUGCAAGUUGAUCAUUUGAUUAGGCGCCAUUCAUUGAAAGGGCAAAGAAGGACUCAUGCAAGUGUGAGUAGCUCGAGGGAAGCUAUUUUAGGUGCGUCGGCUUACAAAAGUUUAUUUACCAUGCCUGAACACUCACGUCCAAGAAGGAAAGAAGCUUUAGAAACAUCUGUAAUUAAAGUGGCUGAGUGGCUCUCUGCAAAUAAUAUGUCCUCAACUUCAGGUGCACACAACAGUGAUAGUGAUGAAGGUACCAUUGAUGUAGACGGUGAGAUUGCAGGUGAGAAAGACUGUCAUUUGACCCUUUACACCAUAGCAGUAGUAUUCAUACUCUUCAUACUUUGCUCUAUAAAUUUCCUUUGGUACUGACAAAGGAGAAUUUACUUCAAAAUUAAAGCUUCUAAGGUUGGCAAUGGUUUCCUUUAUUCUUAUCAUCUUGAGGAAUGAUUCUGCAGUCAUACUGUAAGGACAAAAGUACAUUGUAACCCAGGUAAUUUAGUGUUAACAACUGAAAACGUAAAUUAGCCACCGUAAAAGAUAAAAAGCUGACGUUUCGAGCGUUAUCCCUUCGUCAGAGCGAUUGGAGGAAUUGUGUGUUGUGUGUGGGUUUAUAUGUAGAAAGUGGAGCUGCACCAUUGGUGGGAAUAUGGUGACGAGAAAACAGGAUAAAUUAGUUGAAUGAAAAGCGCUCGUUGAUUCCGUGGGGAGUAAGGGUGCCAAUUUGGAAGAUGAAUUUUUGUUCUAGUGUUUUACGGCUUUUUCGAACCGCCUAGAUGUAAGGAAAGGCUGCAGACUGCCAUAUGCUGUUUAGAAUGAUUAGGAAGAUUAAAGUGUCUAGCGACUGGUUUGGAUGCAUCCUUGUCAUUUCUUUCCACGUCGCGAGGUGUUCUCGGAAUCGGUCACCUAGUCGUCUUCCUGUUUCGCCGAUGUAUAACUUAUUGCAAUAAGUGCAAGUUGUGCAGUAAAUAACAUUGGCGGAGGUACACGUUAAGUGAUCAGUGAUCUUAAUGGAUCUCUUGGGUCCCGAUAUUUUCUCUACGUUAUGAAUGAAAGAACAAAUUUUGCAUCGUGAGCGAGCGCAUUUGAAAGUUCCAGAUUGGUCAUUGGUUUGAAAUGAAAAAAAAAAUGAAAAACUAAAAAUUUGCCUACGUUUUUGUCACAUUUGAAUGAAAUAAGUAGGGGUUGCGAAAAGAUAGUGCCAGUCUCUAAAUCGUUUUGGAGUAAUUUAAAAUUUUUAAAAAUGAUAGAUUUAACUGCUUGGUUGUGAGGGUGAAAUGUAAAAGUAAACGGAAUGUGGUCAGUGUUUUCCUUCUCAGCCGUUUGUAGUGCUGACUGUCGAUCAAUUUGUUGGGCAUGGUGGUGGCCCGCUUGAACGACAGAAACAGGAUAGCCACGUUUAUCGAAAAACUGGCACAUUGCCUCUGAUUUUUCGGAAAAAUCAGAGUCGUCACUACAUAAACGACGAAGUCUGAGAAACUCUGAAAAAGGAUGGAGUUUUUGAUGUGUGAUGGAUGUGAAGAUGAAUACAACAAGUAACUAUGUGAAUCUGUAGGUUUGUAGUACACACUAGUGCAUAAAACCGUUGCCUUCAAUUGAAAUUUUGAUGUCUAGAAAAGCCAAAGAAGUGUCGGAAAUUUCCCAGGUAUAUUUAAGAGCAGGAUGAAAGGAAUUGACGGCAGUUCUAAGCUCCUCUUUGGUAGAGGAGGUAGCGCCGAUGCAAUCGUCAAUGUAACGGCCGUAGAGUUCAGGUUUUAGGCCGUGGUGUUGACUAAAAAAUUGAUGUUCGAUAAAACCUUCAAAAAGAUUGGCGUAGCUGGGUCCCAUUUUAGUAUCCAGUUGUUAACACUAAAUUACCUGCUAUACUCUCCCACCGACGCAGCACCGCAGUUUCUUUAGAAACUUACCCCUUUAUACAUUGUAACCCUUUCUCUUUCAAGAUGUCAUUAGUAACUCUCCUUACCUGUCUGUUAUAUGAUUAUUAUGAUGUUACUUGGGAGAAUUUAGUUUUGGAUCAACUAAUAAUCCCCUAAUUGAUAUUUUCCCUAUUCUCAUCAAUUGUGUACUUGUACUCUAUAGAUAUUGUGUGGAGAAAUUCUUUUUUGGUCACUCAUUAUAAAAUGAAUUUUUGGUUAAUUUGGAAGAGAUUGCGGAAGGUUUGCUGUCAAUCCUCUUCUUCUUCUUCUUCUUCUUUAAAACCGAAACCAAAGUUUAUAUAACAGCCAAUCAGAGGAAAGAAAAUACCCUGAAGAGCCAAUGAGAACUCAAAGUAAAAAACAACCAAAAUACCUAAAGCGCGGGAAAACGCGGGCUACCAAGUCGUGAUUGGGUUUUUUUUUUUUUUUCGCAACUUAUCGGUUGAGAAAGAGGCGCGAGUUUUCAGAAACAAUCAGAGAGCAAAGUAAAGCAAAACCAAUGCGAUCCCGGAUCACUUUCGACACUCAAUUGAAAGUUGCUCAAUGUUCUAGGAUGAAUUAUCUGAUCCGACCUUACACUUGUUCCAGAAUUGACAAUAAUUAUGGGAAGUGUUUUUUUUUUUACCAAUCGGAUGUGUCUUCUGUGUGUUAAAGGUGGUUCUGAUGUUUCAGAGGAGAAAAGAGCCGACGAAGAACCAGACACAGCGGCCAUGAAGACAGAUGACGGUGAGGAUCUGGAUAAUGAUGAUGACGAUGAGGACGUAAGCUCUCUUAAUGAAGUUGAAGACAAUGGGAGCAGUGGUUGCCGCAUGGAGGAAGUUUACAGCAAGGAAAAAGCCCCUACCGAGAAAAUGGGGCGCUAUCUUCGGAAAGAUGUUGAGUUGAAAACCUUUCAAGUUAAAAUCUAUAAGCUGCCUGUUUCUGUGGGCAAUGGAAGGCCAAGAGUCGUUGAUGGGCUACAAAGUCCUAUAAACAGGACGUCUCAGAGUGAAAAUGAAACCGCUCAGCCGGAUGAGGAAGAAGGUAAGUAACUACUGGUGUCUGAUGAUUCGGAACUUCGGAUUUCCGAUGGAAAUUGCAAAUUAUCUCUUAAGCACGAUAACAGUGAUAAAAGUUGUUGAGCUCCAAUAUUUCCGUUAAUUUGUGUAUAUACACGUACAUAACUUUUGUUUUGGUAGAAAACGACACAAGUUCACCACUAUAUUUAACGCCAAUAAAGAAUUUGCCAGAAGGCCAGAUAGUGUGGUUGAAAGAAAAGAACGCAGUCACUAAAACUACAGAGGAACAAGCGAAGAAAGAAGAAGGAAACAAAGAUGUAUUGGAAGUUAAUUUUGUAGGUAAUGAAACAGUGAUUCAACAGCCCAAAAGAUCAAUGUCAAAAGAUGUGGAACUGGAAAUUGUCACACAGGAUGUUGAUGAAAACCAGUCUGAACACAAGGAAGAAAGAAACACGGUAAAAAAGAGAGGGGAAGAAGAUGAAGAUGACUUUCAGUGGAAUGUUUGUCGAGAGAGUAGUAGUGAUGGAGCUGUAGCUUCAAAUGUAAUGGUUGACGAAAAUGUGGAUCAGGAACAAGUUAUAGAAGAUUCCACUGAAAAGGAAGGCGACAAGAAUGAAGAACAGGCCGGAUUGAAAAGGUAUGACAAUCAAUUGACGAAUAUGAUCAAUGGAGAGCGUGUAAACAGACACAUGGUAGGCUCCAAACACAUGCCCGAUGGAGUGGAAGACCAAAAUGUGGAAAAUGGAUUCGUUACUCAAAAUUUAAGUGAAAAGGAAUGUUAUAGAGAAUGUGACGAAAUGAGCGUGGAAAAUGUAGAACUUGAGGUUGACCCACAGAACCUUGUUGAACAGACGUCGAAUGUUAAACAUGGGAAAAGUAGAGAUGAAAAUAAGAAUUUCUCUGAUGAAACAGCUAUGAAAUCGUGUGAAGUAUGCCAUGAAGUAGUCUCGCGUAACGAAUUGGGAGAAGAAAAAGUAGAACUUGGAGUUGUUCCACUGAACUCUGUUGAAAAUAAGGAAAGAGGAAGUGAAGGAUGUGAAGAUAUGUUAAUUGAAGACGUCAAUUCGUUUGUCAGCCAUGAAACAGCUUGGGAGUGUACUAAACUUGGAUUGGAAAAUGAAAGAGAACGGAAAAUCCUGGAAAUUAAUGACGAUACAUUAGUGAAAAAUGUCGCUCGAGACGGUGUGGAUGGUGACAAUAUGGUAUCGAAUAAAACGGUAGUAGAAGAAGUGGAAACAAUAGAUUCAAAUGAAAAUAUAAGAGAAAACGAAACAAAAAGAAACGAAGGUGUACCAGUAAAUAUUGUUACUCGAGGUUUAAGUGAUUUGGCACUGAUAUCAAGAAAUGUAGCUAAAGAAAACGGGGAAGAAGAACUUUCAGCAAAAAAGAUGAGCGAUAAGAACGAGGGAAAACUGGAAAUUAAUGACGAUCGAUUGGUAAUAAAUGUUCAUCAAGAAUGUGUGGGCGACGAAGGAAACGACUCUGAGAAUACCUUCGUGGAGGAAACUGUACGACUUGAAGAGCUCGCAAAGAAACCAAAUGUAAGGAAAAUCAAGCACAAAAAGAAUGAAUGUGAGUUAGUGAAAAAUGCUGCUAGAAAAUGCGUCGAUGAUGAUGCAUCAGUGGCAGCUGAAACAGUCGAAGGAGACGUGGAGUGUGCUUUGGUCACACAGGAUUCUAUUGCAAGUAGCAAACCAAGAAAAAGAAAGAGGAAAAGAUUAGAAUUGAAUGAGGAGGGGCCCGUGGAAAACUUUGUUGAACAGUGUGUAAGUAAUCGAGACAUGGUUUCAACGAAAGCAGAGACAAUUGAUGGAGAACUUGACGUUACACUGGAGUCUGGAGGAGAAAAAUCCGAAGACGUCUUAAUAAGUGCAAAUGGGUCGGUAAAGAAAACAAAGCACAAAAAGAAGCGGAAAGAAAGUAAUGGAUGCGAAGUAGCGAAAAAUGCUGUUAGAAAAUGCGUUGAUGAUGAUGUAUCAGUGGCAGGCGAGACAGUCGAAGGAGACAUGGAGCGUGCUUUGGUCACACAGGAUUCUAUUGCAAAUAGCAAACCAAGAAAAAGAAAGAGGAAAAGAGUAGAAUUGAAUGAGGAGGGGCCCGUGGAAAACUCUGUUGAACAGUGUGUAAGUGAUCGAGACAUGGUUUCAACGAAAGCAGAGACAAUUGAUGGAGAACUUGAUGUUACACAGGAGUCUGGAGGAGAGAAAUCCAAAGAUGUCUUAGUACGUGUAAAUGGGUUAGUAAAUGCAAUUGAUGUAACAACAGCGUUCACGAAUUCGAUGUCAAAAAAUAUGGAACUUGAAUUUGAGCAACAGCAACGUAAUGAAAAGAAAUCUAAACGCAAGAAGAAAAAGAAGAACGAAAACGAGAGAGUGAAUGAAGAUGGAGGCGAGUUUGUGAAAAAUGGUCAUCGAACCAGUUUUGAUAAUGGUUCAAUAGCGUCAAAGGGAGUGGCGGAGGGAACUAUGGCUCAUGAACAAGUUACACAAGAAUCGACUGGAAACAAAGUCGACAGGAAUGAAAACCAGGCAAGAUUGCAGGGAGGUGACGAUAUUUUGGAGAAUAAAGUUAGACGAGAGUCCGUGAGUGUUAAAAUGAAAGUCACAGAGAACAUUUUGAACGCUAGUGCAGAAGACGGGAAUUUGGAACUUGAAUUUGUCACACAAAAGCCUAGUGAAGAGAGAUCGAAACGGAAAAAAAGGAGAUCAAAGAGUAAAGAAGACAUAUCGGUAAAGGGUGAUAUUAAAGAGGAUUCGAGUGAAAAAGUCUCGGUUUCAAGGAAAAUGAUAAAAGAAAUUGUGACACAUGACAUUACCAAGGAGACUUACAUUGAUGAUGGAUUUGAAUUGAAUGGGAAAACUGAGGAAGAACAGAGAUCCAGUUCGGUAAAUGUCUUUAAAACCCCCAAAUCGUCAGCGGUGGAUAGAGAUGAUUGUUGUGAAGAUGAAAGAGAAGCGAAAGACAAAAAAAGGAAAGAUAGGAAAAGGAAACGUUCUCACGGUAAUGAUGGAGAAGGAAAUCAUUUAGAUCACUUAGAAAAAAAGAAAACAAGGAAAACCGAAGAAAAGAGGAGAAGUAGAGAAAAGAAAGGGAAAAUAGAGACUGAAAGGAUACCUGCACUUUUAAAUCUUGAAAAAGCUGAAUCGCUAGAUGACAGUGGCUACAGUGAACACUCACCUACUGUGAUAAAACAGAGUCAUCCACGUUUGGCAGCAGAAGGCGAAUCGGUGACGGAAUCUACUGUAUCCAAAAUCAAGAAAGAAAAAAUCAGCGUUGAGGCUCCAGCUGAUCAAGGUGAGUUGGUGCAGUGAAUAAAACUCUUAGUGGACGUGAAUUUUACACUUUUGCUCGACAAUACACGACAUGGUUUGUGUCUUUUCUCGAAGGAGAAACUCUUCAUGAUUCAAUCGUGAAUGGUUUCACCCGGGGGUUUAAAUAAAAGAUAGUUACCAACGGUCUACCUCUGCCUAAAAUACAUCUUACCGCAGUACAGCCGCUCAUUACACCAUCGGCAGCCGCUUAUGGACAAAGUUAUUGAAACCUCUGUUUACCAGGGCUCUCUCCCCUCUCAUUUGCUCUGCAGCAAGGAUACAUUUUUUUUCGGACACGAAAAGGAUGUAAACGAGUAAAUAGUUGUGAAACUUUGCAAUGUUCAAUUAGAUGUUUUAUUCUUGUUUAACAGGUCAUGGAAAGAAAAAAUCCAAGGCGUUGUUUUCUCUUUUGGACCUAGCAUUAGAUGGUGAGUAUCAGCCAGUAGAUAACUUCAUCACUCAUUGUUACAUACGAUGUCGGUCACCACAGUACUUUGAUGAUAUAAGUAAUAGCCCAUCUUGGCGCCAUAGAAAUUAUAUUUUCUGGUGGAGAACUGUAUCUGUGCUAAGGGACCUUUCAUCAUUUAUCGUCGGGGGCGGGUGGGUGGUGGAAGAUUUUUAGGAAAAUCACAUGGUUUUCAAGGGGGACGGAAAGGGGGGAGAUCAGUCCUCGCUAAUAGAGUUUAAAGAGGAAAUUUUGUAGAAAAUUGACUGAUAAUGAGGAGGAGGAUCAGGUAUUGAGGAGGGGUUUCAUGUUUUCAUGUUUUUAUCUUCCAAUAUUUCUGAAGUGACUUGGCCCAGUUGUCCUCUUUCAGCUUCGCACAUCCUCGAUGUUUUAUGGUAGAACUCUAUUAACAAGUGAAUUUCUCUCCUGUUAUUUUAGCUGAAAAAUACUUUCCUACCUUUGAUUAAGUUAAUUCUGAACGCAGACUUUUAUAGAUCAGGACUAAGGGUUUUUUGUUGGGCAUUAUCACCAAAGAGAUAUCUCCUAAAGAUAUCCAUUCACCUAGCGGGCUUGGACUGUCCGCGGGAGAAUGUUGAUAAUUUAUGGAUUCAAAUAUUUAUUUAUAUAAAUGGUCGUACCGCAUUCCACAGAUACUGCGGGCCCGAAGUACCCAAGCACCCCGUCCAACCGUCAAACGCCUGUGAGUGAGGGAAGAUCAUCAAGCCAAAUAAGAAGACACUUUCGAGAUAAGCCUAAAGGAUUUACGCGUGUAGUUCAAAAUCGGAAAAUUUCUACACCGAUUAGGACACCAUCGGCUAUGGCGCGCAGACCGCGGACCGAACCCAAAAAGAAUUUUAACCGAGAAAAAGUAAAGAGCCUGGUACCCAGUAACGUCAGUUUUGAUCAAGCCUUGGAGGAUUACUUGUGGGAAACGUGACAAGAUUGUGCUUCUUGGUUCACGAAACCCAUCGGUUGGCGCAAUCUUUAUGGUGUAGGUGUCUUAUUUAUUUUUGGACUUCGUGGUAGAUAAGCACCCAAAUAACCCGAGCAACUUAAUUCGUUGAAGAGAAUAUUUCAAAAUUUCCUUUUCAGCUUAUCUGCUUUUCAUAGCUGAUACAAGAUGUUCCAGUGCAUAAUCCGAAGAUCCAUAAUCCAUGUGUAUAUAAGUGUCUAAAGAUUUAAAUAUUGUCAGAAAGUCUUGAGAUUCCUGCGAGAAUACGUCUCACACCCCAUUCACACCUAAGCUGAAUCAUGUUUUUUUUUCCAAUAUGUAGUUUUAAAUUACUUUCCUCAUAGAAGCUGCUGAAACCGAUGUUUUUCGACCUCAAAUUCAACACGUUGAAAAUAA